ACAAAGUUGAUCAAGUAGACCGUAAGCUUGCGGCACCUCGAUCGCACAUUUUGGGACUACGGGCUUGCAGAAGCACGUGGUGAAGAUGCAGAGGAGAAAGCCAGCCUACCAAAUAAUCGACGGAGUGCCGAGGUGCAUCGCACUGACUCCCGACAGGCUAAGAGGGAGUCUCCAUUUCAGAGCGAAGGAGGGCGACCUUGUGCAGUCGACGUUUCCGAAGAGUGGGACGCAUUGGCUAUUGUACAUCACGCAGUUGAUUCUCAGGAACGGACAACCGAUGACGACGUACCAAGAUUUCGCCAAAGAAUGGCGCUUUCUCGAGUACAUGGACAUCAAGAACUUCAGCUCGUCUCUACCUCUGAGAACAUUCGUUACACACUUGGCGCUGGACAAGCGUACGAUGACGGAAGAAGGCAAGUACAUCUACUUAACCCGCAAUCCAUGGGACAUCUGCGUCUCGUUCUACCACAUGAUGACCAACAUGAGCCUCUUCGGAUUCCAAGAUGGAAAGUUCGAAGAUUUCGUCGAUGCUUUCAUAGGCGGCCACUUGGGCUACGGCGACUACUUCGAACACGUAGCAGCGGGCUACGCACUGAGAAAGCAGCCGAAUGUGCUCUUCGUGGCUUACGAAGAACUCAAGAAGAACACCCGCGAGGAAGUGCUAAGGGUGGCGUACUUCCUCGGUGAGCAGUAUGGUCGUUCUCUGGAGCAGGACGGUGCGUUACUUCAGAGCCUGCUGGAGAGAUCGCAGAUCAAUUACAUGCGCAACGUGGUGGUUCUUGACUUGACCGGUAAAGAUAACCCGCAGUGGAACGAGGUGCUUUCGCGCGCCAAGGUCACCUGCAUCGAAGGCCAUGAAGGGGACGAGAACAAGUACGCGUACGUGAGGACUGGCAAGGUUGGAGGCUGGAGGGAUCACUUCACGCCCGAUCUGCUCCGGAAGAUGGAGAGUCGGAUUCUGGAAGCCGAGAAGCAGUCAACCUUCAUGGACCUCUGGAAGGACCUCAGGGCUGAAACGCUCACACGCAUGCGAGAUGCCGAAUAAAAAGCCCUGUACUUUUACGCUUGCAAAAGAAUU
Messenger RNA from Rhipicephalus sanguineus (brown dog tick), 1078 nucleotides. Its product is annotated as sulfotransferase 1E1. NCBI's taxonomy places the organism in Eukaryota, Metazoa, Arthropoda, Arachnida, Ixodida, Ixodidae. Gene Ontology annotation, molecular function: sulfotransferase activity. The record is from RefSeq and is a predicted model, not a curated record. Bases 86 to 1045 code for a protein of 319 amino acids. Gene Ontology annotation, cellular component: cytoplasm. The transcript is spliced from 2 exons. Gene Ontology annotation, biological process: sulfation.